GAGAGAGGGAGAACAAAAAAGUAAAAGCAGCUGCAAAUGAAAAACACAAAACAAAUAACCAAAUAUACCGAGAAAAGAAUAAACAUAACAAAUGGGAAAAACCGACAAAGAACAAAAACACACACACACACACACACACACACACACACACACACACACACAACAGCAAAUAAGCACACACAAAAACAAGAAAAACACAACUAACAGUCACAACAAAAUGGAAACACGCACACACAAAAACAAGAAAAACACAACUAACAGUCACAACAAAAUUGAAACACGCACAGACACGAAAGCACUUUAACGUGAUCGAAAACCUUGUAGCUGCCUUCAUGUUCAUAUACGGAUUCAAAUUCCAGUCCGUUAGGUGGUGGUAAUGUAACCAGAUUGUUGCUUGCCAACCGCUGUCCUAAUCAGAAGAGAAGAAGAGAGGAGGAAGCAUUCGAGUCGAAAAUGAGAACAACGCAGAAACAGUUUAUUUAGUCGCAACACAGAUACAGUAUGUCAGAAUCUUUGGACGCUUGCAGUUUACUCUCUUCAUCCUCGCAGCUCGAUCUCAUGGAGGAAGAAGUGAUUGAUGAUAAGGAAUUCGACAUUCCCCAAGUAGACACACCUCCCACCUUGGAGAGCAUCCUCAAUGAGCUGGAGGAUGAGGAGGAACCGUUUGUGUUGGAAGAUACUUGUGUGAUGAAUGCCGAAAAUAUUGAUGCUCGUUCCUGUGAUAGCGCUUCCCUUGCCAGCUCUGACAGCGGGGACCCAGCUCACUUCAAACGGAAGAAGAAGGCAGUGGAGUUGAAAGCGGCAGUUCAUGGAUCAGUUCUUCGACACAGCAUGCUUCAGGGCAUCUCUGCCCAGAUCGUCUCAGCUGCGGACAAAGUUGAUGCUGGAUUACCAACUGCGAUUACAGUUGCAGGGGUGAUUGUUGUGGGAACAUCUCACGGUCUUGCUUUGGUCUUUGAUAACAACCAAGCAUUAAGGCUCUGUCUUGGAACAAAAACAACUGGUGCGGAGUUUGGUGCGAUCUCUGCCCUCAGCAUCAACAAUGAUUGCUCAAGACUUCUCUGUGGAUUUGCAAAAGGACAGAUUACCAUGUGGGAUCUUGCCAAUGGGAAACUUCUUAGGACGAUCACUGAUGCACACCCUCCGGGCACAGCAAUCCUGCACGUAAAGUUCACAGAUGACCCGACACUUGCAGUUUGCAGCGAUAGUGGCGGAUCAGUUUUUGAGCUGGCUUUCAGGAGAGUAAUGGGCAUGCGUUCCUGUGACUCAAGAUGCCUAUUCAGUGGUUCCAAAGGGGAAGUCUGCUGUAUUGAACCAUUGCGUGCAUAUCCAGACUUCAGUGACCACCCAAUAACACAUUAUUCUCUGUUGGCUUUGGCUUCCCUCACGAAGAUUCUGGUAAUUGGACUGAAGCCCUCCCUAAAAGUUUGGAUGACAUUUCCCUACAGCAAGUCUGAUCCAUCCAGUGUCCCACAGCUUGCAUGGCAGUUUGUGUCCGUCCAAAUGGCUGUCAACCCGUUCUUAGCUUUCUGUAAAGGAGAUACAAUCCACUUCCUCAUGAUAAAAAGAGAAGAGAUGGGUGCCAUCCAUGUUAUCAAACAGAGACGUAUUCAUCUCAGCUGUGAUAUAAUCAGUUUGAAUUGGAUUAAUGGUCGUACAUUAGUCCUGAUAGACAGCCACGAAAAGCUACAAGUUGUGGACCGACCCAGUCAGGAGAUUUUGGAUAUUCUGGACUUGGAGCAGGUGCAACUGGUAUACAACAGCCGCCAUUUCAAAUCGCUGGCCACGGGAGGGAAUGUCUCCCAGGCUUUGGCCUUAGUUGGAGAAAAAGCUUGCUACCAGUCUAUUGCAAGCUAUGCAGGACAAAUUGUCUGUUUGGGCACCAAGUCAGCCCAUUCUAUGACUCUCAGGACCUGGAGAGAGCGCAUUGACUGUUUGUUGAAGCAGGAACAUUUUGUUGAAGCUCUUUCAUUGGCCUGGUCCUUCCAUGAGCGAACAGCUAAGGCUGUGGUUGGCUUGUGUGUUGAUCCUUUGAAAAGAAAGGGAAUUGUUGGUGACAAGAUGGUGGAGAUACUGUUCCAGUUUGUUGACCAUGCUAUGAAGAGGUGCCCAGAACAAGGCAGAAUCCAAGUGAUGGAGCAGCAUUUUCAUGAUGUGAUUCCGAUCUUGAUAGAUUUCUGCCUGCUGUUGCAAAGGACUGAUCUACUAUUCGACCAGCUAUAUGCUCGGCUUGUGGAGAAUGUGGUUGCUAAGGGUGUUUUCCUGGAAGCACUAGAAUCAUAUAUUGUCAUGGACCGCCUUGGUCACCUCCCCACACCCAUCAUGAAGGAUCUCUUGGCCCAUUACCACAGCAAUGGUUUGAUGGACAAUCUGGAGAGAUGCAUUGUUCGUCUGGACGUCACAAGCCUCGAUAUACAGCAGGUAGUUCAAGUUUGUUGGGAAAACCAGCUAUAUGAUGCGAUGAUCUAUGUGUUCAACAGUGGCAUGAAUGACUACAUCACACCAAUGGAGAAACUUUUUGCUGUAAUUGGCCCACCUCUUCGGGAGGGAAGAAGCUUAACAGCUAAAGAAGUGGUGAUGGGAAACAAACUUUUGGUGUACAUCAGUUGUUGUCUUGCAGGAAGGGCAUAUCCCCUAGGAAACAUCCCUGAGGAUCUUGUGGUUCAGGUCAAGAUUCAGGUAUUUGAGUACCUGAUUCUGCUCCAUACAGGGGAAUCAUCGUCAGAUGCUUACCCUCUUAUUCAUACACUCCUCCACUUUGAUACUCGAGAAUUCCUAAAUGUUCUUGCUAUGACAUUUGAAGACUUUAAAAAUGACAAACAAGCCAUUGAGUACCAGCAGAGGAUGGUGGACAUUUUACUUCAGGUGAUGGUGGACAACCCGGACUUUACACCAUCCCAGGUGGGCGGGCUUUUCACGUUUUUGGCUCGGCAGCUGUCUAAACCAGACAACACACUUUUUGUAAACAGAAAAUUAUUUGACCAGGUCUUGGAGUUUCUAUGCAGAUCAGAUGAUGCCUCACGACACACGGAACGACAGCAGGUUCUACUGCAGCUGCUCCAGGUCGGAGGUGUGGUCCAGUUUGAUGAAGAAAAGCUGUUGACUUUGUCACAGAGAGCCAAGUUCUACCAAAUUUUGGAAUUUCUUUAUGAGAAGAAACAUAUGUAUGACAAGACCAUUGACUGCUACCUAAAAGACCCUCUGAGAAAGGGGGAGGUCUUCAGCUAUAUCGACCACCUGAUGUCUAUGUCAAGUCACGAAUCUGAGGAGAAGCAAGCAAUCAAGAACAAAACACUGCAACACAUACAGGAACUGAUCAUGUUUGAUACAAACAGGUCAGCUGACCUGGUUGUGUGUCACUUUGCUGAAGAAGUGGAUCAAAUUGUUUGCCUUCUUCCGGAUGGCGAGCUGCAUUUCAAGUUUUUGAGCUUAUUCAUGGAGUCAUGGGAACGUCAUUAUCCGGGGACCCCCCUUCCAUUGGAACAUGAUCUGCACACACAUCUGCUGGACCUGAUGUGCCGUUUUGCCCCCCAACAGCUCUUGAGUUUCCUCCAAACCUCACAGCACUAUAGGUUGGAGGAGGCCAUACAAAUCACUGAGAAGUACCACCACAGUGAAGCUACAGGUUAUUUGCUAGAAAAAAAGGGUGACUUUUAUGGAGCAUUUACAGUUUUGUUGGAGGCAUUAAAAGUGCAGCUUUCUCUACUGACUGCUGACCCCACCAGAGGGCAGAACGAAGAGGACAAAGAGAAUGAGUCGAUUGUAUUGAAGAGAGUAGAAAAUUCACUGAAUGCCCUCAUCGCCUUGGGUCAUCGCAACUCUCAGAAACUCCAGCAGCCACAAAUCAAGGAGCUCUGGUUUUCAUUAUUGGAGACAUUGAUGACUCCCCAGAAACAGGUCUUAAAGGACCUGACAAUGAACGUUCUCAACAGUAUGAGCAGCUUGGUUUCACUGCCUGCUAUCAUACAGCAGAUACUGCAGAGUCCUAUUUAUCAGAAAGGACAACUUGCAGAGAUCCAAGUCCUUAUUCUUGGGAUGCUUGACACUUUCAACUACGAACAGACUUUAUUUGAAACGACCACCAGUCUUUUAAAUCAUGACCUCCACUGGUCCCUGGCUCAUCUGCGCACCGCUGUGACAAGGGGACUCCACCCGAGACAAGACUAUUGUAACAUUUGCCUUCAACAGUACAAGAGGUGGCAGGACCCAUCUGAGCAGAUCCUUCUAUUUAGCUGUGGUCACCUGUACCACGUUCAGUGCUUGCAGCAACAAAAUACGGACUGUGGGUUGGGAGGUGCUUCAGAGCAACAGCAGCAGUGGAGUUGCUACAAGUGUUCCACCGUUCACAGAGGAAGAGGCCGUCAGUAUACCAUACCAACGAGAAGUCGCAGCACAUCCCUUGCACAGACUCGACUUUCAUCUGCUCGUCAUGACGAAGCUGGUCGAAAGAAGGUUUUUGAAGAGGUAAUGCUGGACUUUCCACAAGAACAGUCCUGGAAUCAGCUACGUUGUUUAUACAAAGGGCCAUCAAGGUUGUCCGUCCUGACGGAGCUCUCUCACUGCCACAGCAACGAGAGAGCAGGGACUCUCAUUCAAGCUCAUCCAGCACAAGAGAGUUUCAGUCUUAAACUAUCUCCUCCACCUCUGUUGGAAGAAUAGCAAUGUGUAGCGUUAGCCCUUUGGGAGGAGCAUGUCACACUUCUUUGUCUUCACCCUAAACGGGGUGAGCUGUCUACUAAAUGGAUGAAGUGAGAGUUUGGAUUGCUUGAACAUGUUCGUAUUGUCUUUGUGUCCGUGCCCCGAUAUGAUCAGUGAUGCUUGAAUUAUGAUAUAUUUGCAACCUGUGAGACUUUUGACCUGUUGGUAAAGGAGUAUUCAAUGUUUGAAAGUGUGUAAUCUUGAAAAUACACAUUGUUCCAAAUGA
This is a messenger RNA of Hippocampus zosterae (dwarf seahorse), 4924 nucleotides long. It is a transcript of the gene vps8, whose product is annotated as VPS8 subunit of CORVET complex. Gene Ontology annotation, biological process: endosomal vesicle fusion; protein targeting to vacuole. Gene Ontology annotation, molecular function: protein binding. NCBI's taxonomy places the organism in Eukaryota, Metazoa, Chordata, Actinopteri, Syngnathiformes, Syngnathidae. Gene Ontology annotation, cellular component: CORVET complex; late endosome; early endosome. The record is from RefSeq and is a predicted model, not a curated record. The transcript is spliced from 45 exons. Bases 502 to 4659 code for a protein of 1385 amino acids.